This is a messenger RNA of Aspergillus nomiae NRRL 13137, 2493 nucleotides long. RefSeq lists its product as uncharacterized. Bases 1 to 2493 code for a protein of 830 amino acids. The transcript has 4 exons. NCBI's taxonomy places the organism in Eukaryota, Fungi, Ascomycota, Eurotiomycetes, Eurotiales, Aspergillaceae. The record is from RefSeq and is a predicted model, not a curated record.
AUGCGAACUCGAUCGCAGCAAGCAUCGCCUGGCGGCUUUUUGUCCCUCGAUGACAGUGCUCCUCGUCGGACAAGGUCUACUAGAAACACCUCGCAACCAACUGCGCAACCUUCAGCCUCUACCGAAACCACAACUCAACCAAAAAGUCAAGGCACGACCAAAAAGACCGCCAGAGUCGCAAAGACACAGACGAGAAAAGCCCCUCAGCGAGCGACAAGAAAGUCAACUCGCAAGACGGAGAAUCAAACCGCCGACGGUAGUCAAUAUGAAUCCCAUAACAAUGAAGAACGCGCCGAGACCGCGCCCCUGGACGACAAAGAAAACCUCACAAACGAGUCCCAGGACCCAGAUUCUGUUACACUGGCAGAUAGUACAGUUCUUUCUGAGCCGAAAAGCUCUUCCCUUACGCAGCGGGGGGCGCUUUGGGGAGAGCCCUGCACCUCUGAGCCAGCUGUAGAAGCACUUGCAGAGUCUAUCUACGGCGAACCUUACGGCAUGGGAGUGGUGGCCCCCAAGAGGAUGUCGCCGAGAAAUCGGCGGCCCUCUUGGUCGUACCAGGAAAGCGUUGACCGGUCCUACGAGAAACCCAAGCUGACCGACACAGUUAAUAGGAAGAGGGCCCACGAGGAGACGAGCGACGAAGAUCGGACAGCCCCCGUGACUCCUGCGGCAAACAAGCGCCGGAAUCUGGGACCGCCAGGAAGUACCCCCUUUGCCAACCGGCGUACCCCCCUUUCGCGCCGGAUCCAGACCAGGGCGGCCCCCUUCUCCGCAAGGCUUGCUCGUCGAGAAGCCGAAAAGCAUGGCCGGAUUGAAUCGACACUCUUCCGCCUUCCCGACUAUCUUCGUCAGCUAGAGGCCGACCGCCAGAAGGCUGAAAAAGCCCCUUCAAGUCCGAGCCCACAGCUUCCACAAACAACAUUUGACUUUACGAUGGAACCGAGCUUACCAACUAAUCAAAGCUCAGCAGAUGAGUCGUCUGUGCUUCAAGAACCAUCGACGCCAGGGAGAAACACUCCAGAAACUCCCCAGCGUGGAUGGAAUCUACGUGGACUGCUCAGCUCUGUACCUCGUUCCUUCUCGCGAUUACUGCCAUUUGGUCGGCCUUCUGAAAGCUCGCAAGAUCAAUCGACAUUCGAACCAUCGUCAGAACGUAUUACUCGCACAAGGUCUCUUGACCCUGAAUCAGCUGGUCCUCAAACCGAAGGACGAUCUCGCUGGCGUUUGAGUGAAGGGCCCUCGCAGCCUCCGAAGAAGCGUGCCCGUAACUUAUCUUACUCACUUUUCCCGGCUCCCAUUGACAGAUCCCUUUACCUUGGUGACAUACCUAAGCCCUCCACGGUGCGCCCAGAGGCGGCUGCCCCGGAAUCGCACCGCACUGAACAGGCGCAGGUGCAGAAGCCUGAGCGUCAGCAGACUGCAGCAUCAAGUGCCCAAGCUGAAGAACGGGAGACGUCUCAAGCGUCUAGCGAUGCGGAGCAAAGGAAGCGCAAGCGGUCGCCAUCGCCCGAUGUGAUUCCCAACCCAGCCGGAUCUAGCUAUGGAUUGGACUUGGAUUAUUUCUGUUAUAGCUCUGAAAGUGAAGAUGAGGUGACAGAAACUCCAUCUAAGCAGAGCGAACGCAAGAAAGUCGAUGGCCUAGCAAAGUCUGUGGCCCGCAGUGCCCUCCGUACAGACAGACAGUCAUCCAAAAAGGUGCGUUUUGAUGCAAGCCCAGAAGACACUCCUUCUAAGCUUCGCUCGCGUGCUCGCUCCACUGAUCCCUAUCGCGGAACACACUUCGUUGGGAUGGGUAAUGAUUCACCAACACCAUCUGCUCGCACUGAGCAACCUUCUCCGCGGCAUCCUGGGUUCGUCCCCAACACCCAAGGUACUUUUCAGCUCGACUAUGACGCGGUCUUAGAUGACUCGGAGACUACUGGUCUGUCCUCGUCAACAAAUGUUACCGCCUCUAGCCCCUCCCAGGCCGUACGGGAAGAAGACGGGCGUGCUUCUGCACAGCAUGAAGGCCAUGAUGCUCAAUCUCCUGCAUCUCGCCAUACCUCUAGGGCUCAUCCAUCAACCCCAGGUAAAGUGGACGAGGAAGCUCUUGCAAGAGUGCGGUCCCAAGCAGAGAAAUACAAGCCGAAGACUCCUAGUGGUCUCCGUACUGCAAGCCGAUAUGCUAGUCCAUUGACCGCCACGCCCGAUACUGUUGCCUCCGACCACACAACUAAGAAAUCCGACUUGAUUGCAAAGCCUGGUAAAGUCGACGAACCCGAAAACUUUGGUGAUGAUGAAUUCGCUCGUGAUGCGGAAUGGCUUUAUCAGAAUUGUCCUUCUGGGGACCUCAGUCAACUUAAGUGGCCGGCCAGGCAAAGCUAUGAAGAGAGCCUCGGUGUCAGUUCUACCUCCAUGAAACUCCUUGCUACGAUUUGGGACGACUCCGAGAUUGAACCAGCGUACCUUGCUUUUCGUCAGAGUUUUGAGGAGUUCAAAAAGACUUUGAAAUGA